Racocetra persica is the source of this 2970-nucleotide messenger RNA. The record is from the annotation of a GenBank genome assembly. NCBI's taxonomy places the organism in Eukaryota, Fungi, Glomeromycota, Glomeromycetes, Diversisporales, Gigasporaceae.
AUGGAAUCUGAGCCUUCUAAGAUAGAGGAGUCUAGUAAACUUGAUAUAUGCGUUGAUCCACAUAAUGGAUAUCCAAUUACACAAGUUGUUUGUUCGCCUAACUUAAAAUAUGUAGCUACAUUGAGUGAAUUUGAUAAAUCUGUGGUUUUGUGGUCUAUCGAUUCUAUCGAUACAAAACAACAGAGUUUACGAUAUGUAAAUAUGAUUCCGAUAGAAGAUAUCAAUGUCGAAUCAGAAACUCAAAAGACAUUUGCGGUUUCGGAUGAUGGAUAUGGUGCAGUAAAACGUCAUAGAUCAAUUCCUUAUAAUUUUGAAAUUUACGAUUUCAAGACAGGAAAAACUUUUUCGCUGCAUUUCCCAUAUAUGCAUGGAAGUAUUAGCCACUUGUCCUUUAUUAGUGAUGAAAAGCUUGUUAGUGAUGAAAAGCUCGUUAAUGAUGAAAAACUUGUUAUGAUUAACACUGAAGACCAUAAAGCGUAUAUCCUUUCACGAAAAACAGACGAUGAUAACAAAUGGAUUUUCCAAUCAAUAAUUGAAUUAAACAAUUAUAGUAAAAACUCUGAAUUAGAAGCUGAUAAGAUGAAACCAAGCCCUGAACCAAAAAAACAUUGUAAUUCAAAAAAUAAGAUCUACAUAACUUUUAAAGGAAAAUUGGUUUUUUAUAAUGAAUUAACUCAUGAAAUCACAAUAUGGAAUUUAAAAACCUUGUUGAUUGAAACACAAAUUUUAUUGGAUUGGAGUUUCAAAUUAGAGAAUAUUGGGUUAAGUGAUGACGAAGAACUAUUAGGUGUAUCUGCAAACAGCUCUAAAAAAACGUAUUUAUACAUUUUUUCUACAACAACUGGGAUAAAUUUAUCUACAUAUACUUUUGAAAAAUCAGUAAUGAUAGAUGCAAUCUAUUUUAUCGCCUUUAGUGCUGGUGAGCGUGUACUUAUCAUAUCACAUAUGCAUGAUAGCUCUGAAAGAAUCGAAAGAGAUCUUAAGGUUCACAGAUUUCAUGAUGAGAAGAGAACUUUCAAUUAUUGGUUAAUGGAUCCUUAUACUCUACGGAAUCCUAUCAACGCCGAUGAACUUUUUAGAAGAUUAAAUGCUGAGAUCAAUACAUCAUGCUUAAUUAAAUCGGACAAUAUUAUUUAUGUAAACAACUGGAUUAGAUAUUUAAGAAAUGUUUUGAAUGAUAAUAACAAAAUUUCGGUUCCCUCACAUAAAGAAGACAUUGAAGAGUUCAUAAAAACUGUUGACAAAGAAAAAGAUCUUCAAGGAAGGAAUAUAUAUGUAUACGAUGCCGAUUGGUCUUUAAUAAAAUGGGAAUUAGAUUGUAAGAAUAUUAUGUUUACACUUAAGGCGUACGAACUUGAUCCAAAAAAAUCCGGAGAAUCUAAAGAAUAUAGGCGGAUUCCAGUACAUCAAGUACAUCAAAUACAAUCCAAUAUGCGUGUAAAAGAUUGUAAAGUUCUUAAAAAUGAUAAUCUCACCAUGAUUACCGAAGAAUGUGUGAUUAUCUGGACAGUUAACCCAUUAAAAGGCAUAAAAGUGCAUCGCAUUUGGGUUGGCAAGGAUAUUUCAGGAAAAUUUCAGAAUUCCGUUUAUAAUGACUCUUUUGUCAAAAGAUUUCUUCCACGGGCUGAUUUCGAUGAAAUUAUCAGUAAUGCUAGUAUUGAAUCAGAUAGCGGAGUUAGUAAUUUAUAUAGUCUUUUGUUAGAAAACUAUAUUGAAGAAAAAUUCUAUUUAGCAUAUUAUGGAAAAAUCCUCAUGGAAAAAUUUUUGAUUUCAAAUAGUAGCUGGUUGGUUGACAAAUUAUAUAAGAGUUGUAUUAAAAAGUGUUAUAACGAUGAAGAUGACUAUGUUUUACAAACAAAUAUUCAAUUACUAAGUAUUAUUACUCAAUUUUAUUCUGAUUUAAUUGAACAAAAUCCUACUAUUCUAUACGGAUUUUUAUCAAAGAUUGCAUUUUCGAUUCCUUCUAUGGAACGUUCUAGUAAAUAUUAUCGUACUUUAUCAUCAUCACCUCAUCUUUACCAUUAUGGUUCAUAUGGUUAUUUGUAUAAAACAUCACACAUUAACAUAGCUUUUAUUAUUUCUAAAUAUUGGCUUAUUUUUAAGAAUAAGCAUGAAGAUUUAUUUACUCAUAUUCAAAAAUGGGUUUUAAAGCCAUUCACAGAUUAUUAUAGGAGGAUUAAUAAUAUAAAUCGCAAUGCAACAAUCAUAUUUUUAUCUCCUUUACCUAAUUUUGUUACCGUGAUAGUAUUUGCUUUUGCACAUUCCUUACAUAUCUUGCUAAGACCUGCCGCUGAUGUAUCUCUUGAUCAACCAAGCUAUUCGAAUGAUCCAAAUGAUCCCUGGAACUUAAUAACAAAAUAUUAUACAGUAAAUCCAGAUGGUUCUGUUAAUGAGAAACCUUCUCUUCUUGAGCUACCUAAUGCAAGUACUAAUAUGUUUUCAUCAUUAACAACUGCAAUUGUGGCCGUUUACAUUAUGCUUACGGGAGAUUCAACUUACUUGUCUCACUGGGUUUUAAAUGACGAUAUAACUUUAAUUAUCCUAAUAAUUGCAUUUUCUUUUUUUACAACAAUUUAUUUAAUGAACUUGUUUAUUGGAUUGCUUGGUGGUGCAAUAAAUGAAGUAAAUAACAAAGAGGAUUUCCUGUUUCAAAGAGCUGAAGUUUUAACUGAGAUUGAACUAUUUUAUAUGCUACCAUAUCAAAGAAGAAAGUAUAAUUGGUUUCCGAAUACAAUUUUUUAUGAAGUACAUCUACACAAACUUCGUGGCGCAAUUAGAGAGAUUCACGACGAGAAAUGGAUUAGUGUAGAAAAACCUUAUGUUUCUUCUUUACUUUUAAAAGUUAGUCAUAUUGAGGAUGAAUCGGAAAUCAAAUUAGAAGAUUUAACUAGUUUGUUUAAUAAUUUCAAAAAAGAAAUUAUGGAUGAAAUGAAAUCUCUGGCUUCAAAAGACGAGUUAAAUAUAAGUUAG